AUGCAACCAAGUUGGGUGUUCGUUUCUUCCCUACUUUUGCUAAUCUCGGCCGGAAAAACCGAAGAAUUAGAUGAAGAACUACCGCCCAGGAUCCAACCCAGAAUCUACGAUGGCAAGGAGACGAGCAACGGUCUCUUCGGUGGAAUGGCUGUGCAGGUCUUCUAUAGAACCAAGCUCAUCUGCACGGGAACCCUUCUUACAGAUUUCCACUUUCUAUCGGCAGCCCAUUGUUUUGAUAGAACGACCCUGGAUGGAUACCACGUGGUCGGUGGAAUUACGAAGGAGUUCAGUGGCCAUAAUAAAAACUACAAACGAAACAAGCUCGUUGCGAUUCGAAUUUCUCCGGACUUCGAGAGAGAGGACUUCAUCGGCGAUGUUGCAGUGGUCAAGAUCCUAUUUGGAUUGAGAAGCAAGUACAUUGGCUACGCCCAGGUCUGCAAAUCCCCUUUAUAUCCCAGCGAUAUAGUCACCGUUGCCGGUUGGGGUUACAGUGGCAAGAACCAUGCUGGAUCUCGGAAUACCUUGCGCACCAUGCGGGUCAAUAUUGUGGAAAAAGAUGUUUGCGAGAAAGAACUGGGUCGCUCACUUCCGAAGAAUGUCAUGUGUGCCGGUGGCUAUAAUGGCCAGACUAUCUGCCAGGGCGACUCCGGCGGACCAUUGAUGUUCCGCAAUCAAGUCUGUGGCAUAAGCACGUGGACCUACAAAUGCGGCAACACCUUUAAGCCCGACAUCUACAUGAGUGUUCGAUAUUAUGCUAAAUUCAUCAUCAAAGCUGUUCGGGAAUUGGGAUUUUAG
Drosophila suzukii is the source of this 795-nucleotide messenger RNA. RefSeq names its product seminase. NCBI's taxonomy places the organism in Eukaryota, Metazoa, Arthropoda, Insecta, Diptera, Drosophilidae. Gene Ontology annotation, biological process: proteolysis. The record is from RefSeq and is a predicted model, not a curated record. Gene Ontology annotation, molecular function: serine-type endopeptidase activity.